Molecule: messenger RNA, 1035 nt
Organism: Aspergillus nomiae NRRL 13137
Lineage: Eukaryota; Fungi; Ascomycota; Eurotiomycetes; Eurotiales; Aspergillaceae
Gene: pre9
Product: proteasome core particle subunit alpha 3
Exons: 5
Coding region: 1-969 (322 amino acids)
Cellular component (GO): cytosol; proteasome core complex, alpha-subunit complex; nucleus
Source: RefSeq, a predicted model, not a curated record
AUGCAAUUUUGCGGCAGUCGAGAGCUUCGCAUUGAAACUAAAGGUAAAGGCGUGGGCCCGAGCUUGGCAAAUGGCAAGCCGCUGGACGCGCAGGGCGACUUGCCCACUCCUCAUCACAACCUCCCUUUCUUUUCCCUCCGCCUUCGCUCAUCUACAAAGGCUCCUCUAUUUCUAGUUGUCCCGCUUUUACGUCACAUUCGAUAUGUCACGACGAUACGAUUCCAGGACUACCAUCUUCUCCCCCGAGGUCGUCUUUACCAGGUUGAAUAUGCGCUCGAAGCAAUUUCGCACGCCGGCACGGCUCUAGGAAUUCUAGCCAAAGAUGGAAUCGUUCUUGCGGCGGAGAAGAAGGUGACUAGCAAGCUGCUAGAGCAGGAUACUUCUGCGGAGAAACUUUACACUCUGAAUGAUAACAUGAUCUGUGCCGUGGCAGGUAUGACGGCAGAUGCAAACAUCCUAAUCAACUACGCUCGACAAGCCGCCCAGCGUUAUCUUCUUACCUACGACGAAGAAAUCCCAUGUGAGCAACUGGUCCGUCGACUGUGCGAUUUGAAACAGGGAUACACCCAGCAUGGUGGUCUCCGUCCAUUUGGUGUCUCGUUCAUCUAUGCCGGCUACGAUCCUCUUCGGGAGUUCCAGUUGUACCAGAGCAACCCCAGUGGUAACUACGGUGGUUGGAAGGCCACUAGCGUGGGAGCAAACAACGCAAGUGCUCAGAGUCUGCUCAAACAAGAUUACAAGGAAGACUGUGAUUUGAAGGAGGCGUGUGCCAUGGCCGUCAAGGUCCUGAGCAAGACUAUGGACUCUACAAAGUUAAGCAGUGAGAAGAUUGAAUUUGCAACGGUGGGAAAGACUCAGGAAGGGAAGGUUUACCACCACCUGUGGAACGCCGACGAAAUUAAUGCUCUGCUGAAGCAGCAUGGACUGGCUAAAGUUGAUGACGAGCCUGAGGCGGGGGACAUCAAAUAAAGCAUGAAAGACUGCUUCUUGUUCAGUUACUCGAUCAAGAUAAUCCCAUAUUGUUCUCAUUGAAAA